UUAUAUAUAAAAUAGGAUAAGUUAAAUAUAGUUGAAAUAAAAUGGCAACCGUGGCCAAGCGACAAAAGAUUGAAGACGAAAAGCCCAGCACAUCGAAAGAGAGCCGUUCGAAAAAGAAGUCCAAAAAAAAUGCGACUACCGGCGAAAUUUCCACCGACUGGGACGUGGAUAACUACCGAACGGAAUACGAGAGUGAGGAGCACUGGCAACUGCGUCGUGACUUUAUGAUGGCACACAAGGACCGCUUCGACGAGGAGCGCUUGGUGUGCCUGGCACAGACAUUCAUCAACAUGGAAUUUCUGGGUUGCAAAUACCCUUCGGAAACAAUGCUCCUGGUCGCCGAGUUGUCAAAAGAGAUUGCCGAAGAGUUUCGCCAGAAGCGGGCGCUGCGGCUAAAGCGCACGUUUGUCAACGCAUCGGACGCAGCCGAACAGCGGGCCAAAGGCCGCUCCCAACAGCCAAUGCAGAAGAAACAAGUCCAGCUCGAAAGCCAAUCCACCAGCAGCGCCGAACGGAUGUGUUUCGGUGGCGGCGCCCCACUCGAUCUCUUCGAAGGUUUGCGCUUUGGGAAUCUGAUAAUUUAUUUAGCUGGCGGUCGCAGUUGCUUGCGCAAUUCUUGUAACUUGGCCAAAAUGAAGUACGACGAACGCUUGAUUGAAGCCCAAACGAAUGAAACGUCCAAAACAGCAGAGAUUGUAAUCAAUGAUGAGGUUAUAGCCACCGGACAAGGCGAUAAUCUAAAGGCAGCCAAAGUAGCUGCAUACAAGCAGGCUUUGCUCCUGCUGCAGACACACUGCUAUAGCAUUAAGCUGAAUGCAGCGCGAGCUACGAUCAAGGUUGAGAAGGGCAAAAAUGGCAUUGAUAUCAAUGUCACCAAGGAGUCGGCGGACAGUCUGACGGAUAGCAAGCUGGAUGCGAGCAACAAAGGCUAUCGUAUGAUGCGCAUGAUGGGCUGGACAGGCGGUGGUCUGGGACGCCGCAAGCAAGGUCGCGAGGAGCCCGUAGGCUAUCUGUUAAAGAACAAUCGUAUGGGUUUGGGCUCCAAUGAUCCGCAUGCUAACCUGGCAGAUUAUCGCAAGCUCAUAGAGAACUAUGUCAAUUCGGAUGAUAUACGAGACAUGCAGUUUGAGCCGAACUUCUCAAAAGAAGAACGCGCCACGUUUCAUCAGAUUGCUAGCAAGUUUGGACUGCGUUCGAGUAGCUACGGCACUGGAGAAUCUCGUCGCUUGCUUAUAACUAAGAAAAUCAGCUAUAAUAUCAUACUCAACGAGGUGCUCACCAAAAGAAAUCCCAAGUUCUGCGAACGCUAUUUUGUGCAGGUGCCCAUGCAGAAGGCCCACCUGUUUCCAGGUAAUGUGGCUGCACUGGAUUUGGAGAGCAUAAUGGAAUAAUGAAAUAAUGAAUAGUGUAUAAUUU
Messenger RNA from Drosophila arizonae, 1416 nucleotides. Its product is annotated as NF-kappa-B-repressing factor. Lineage: Eukaryota; Metazoa; Arthropoda; Insecta; Diptera; Drosophilidae. The record is from RefSeq and is a predicted model, not a curated record. Gene Ontology annotation, molecular function: nucleic acid binding.